This is a messenger RNA of Penicillium brasilianum, 1753 nucleotides long. Lineage: Eukaryota; Fungi; Ascomycota; Eurotiomycetes; Eurotiales; Aspergillaceae. The record is from the annotation of a GenBank genome assembly.
CUCGGCCGUUGCUUUCCCCGCGCUCGGACCGUUUCCCCAGACCACAACAACUGCACGAUCCCCACGUUGCAUCACUCAAGAAACGUACGAGAGUAUUCUCCAAAAAUGAGUGCGAGUCGUCUUGCAUCUCUCAGAGCAACAGCUCUGUGGAGCAGCUAUAGGCCUCACAUCACGCCAUUGCAUGUUUUCAAGAGUGGUGCCUUGGCUAAUGGGUCCCGAAACUUAGCUCCCCUCGCUCGAAGCGCUAGCUCGCCAUAUAACGUGAGCAAGCGUCUUCUGUCGGAUGCUACUCCGCUGGAAGGCACUCCUCAAGAUACGAAUGCUAAAAGUGAUCCAUUUGAGGCCAAGAACACCCAAUUGGCUUAUCACGCAGCUUUGAGGAACGGCAAUGUCGUUGUCAGAACUGAUGGUAAGAAUGAGGCGGCGCCCUUCUGGCAAUUUGGAUCUCUAUAUCUCAGAGAAAAUUGCCAGUGCCCAAAGUGCAUUCAUCCGGACACAAGGCAACGGAUUGUCAACACAUUCUCGCUCCCGCCCCGUGUCAAACCCGAGGAGGUUCAGAGAACGGAUAGUAAUGACGUCCACAUCAAAUGGAGCGAUGGACAUGAGAGCACCUACUCCUGGAAGUGGCUUUCGGCGCACAGGGGCAAUAAUAAACCAACAAUUCAAUCACGGACAGUACAGCCAAACAGACUCCCUCGGUCUUUCAAGGUGUAUGAUCCUCAAAAGGGUGAUCCGUAUCCCGAGGUAGUGUAUGAAGACGUGAUGUCUAAGGAUACGGCAGUGUUGGAAUGGUUGGAUAACAUCUGGACAUGGGGCUUUUGCUUCGUGAAAGGUGUUCCUGUCAACCCUGAAUCAACGAAAACUUUGAUCGAGAGAAUCGCCUUCAUCCGACACACGCAUUACGGUGGUUUCUGGGAUUUCACUGCGGACCUUACCUACAAGGAUACAGCAUAUACGAACGAGUGGCUCGGCGCGCACACGGAUAACACCUACUUCACCGAUCCCGCAAGGCUACAGCUUUUCCAUCUGCUCUCUCAUACAGAUGGAGACGGUGGAAAGAGCUUACUCGUGGAUGGCUUUGCGGCUGCCAAAACGCUAGCCAAACAGAACCCAGGCUUUUACAAUACCUUGACUAACUCUCGGCACCCAUGGCAUGCAAGCGGCAAUGAGGAUGUCUGCAUUCAACCGUCUGCCAUGGAACCUGUCCUCAACGUUCAUCCCGAUACCAAGGCCGUUUACCAAGUUCGUUGGAACAACUAUGACCGUGCACCAAAGACCAACUGGCACACAUCGGAGCAAAGGGAGUGGUACGUGGCAGCACGAGCCUACAACAACCUGUUGACCAAGUCAUCACAUGAGAUUUGGACACAAUUACAGCCAGGAACAGCACUGAUCUUUGAUAAUUGGCGAAUGUUGCACGGCCGCUCCGAGUUCACUGGCAAACGCCGCAUGUGCGGCGGCUACGUCAACAAUGAUGAUUUCGUCUCACGCUUACGUCUUUUGAAAUUUGGCCGCCAGAGUGUCUUAGACAACCUUGGAAACACUGACGGCUGGAGGAGUCCUGAUAACCCUUACUCUAUUUAUUAGAUCGAAAGCUGAAGGCUCUAAAGUGCUUCUGUUCUAUAUUGUACAGACACACUGUUCACUCCUGCUUUCACAGUCCUGAGAUAAUCUCAGUUGGUCUACUGUACCUGUCCUUAGAUAUAGCGCUCUGAAAGGUGACAUAAAGUUUCUUUAUAAUAAGUUUUCCAAA